GAGUUUCAUGAACAUCAGCACAAAAAUGAGUUAACUGACUGGGAUAAGAAGGCACACCUAUUCAAGACUUCUUUAUUCUUAGUGUUGAAGAUUUCCUCCCAGAUGGCAAGUGAUGAAAACCCUGCAAGCUCUUGUUUUCCCUCCAAAACAAGAAGUUCUAAAAUAGAUGACAACUACUUAAAGGAAUUGAAUGAGGAUUUAAAGCUAAAGAAGCAGGAAUUGGUACAAAUACUAAAACCUCUAGAAGACAAGAAUAGCGUGUUACUUCAGAUGUUAAUGUCAAAUUUAGAGGAAAAAGAAAAAAGUCUGCAGAUCAUGCAGCAAAUCAUUUCAGGGAAGGGGAGUGAUGAAUCUUCAGUCGUGGAGCUCAUUAAGGAAGCAGAGGAGAUGAAGCAGAAUCUGGAAAGGAAAAACAAGAUGCUUCGGAAGGAAAUGGAGAUGCUAUGGAACAAGGUGACAUUCACAGAAGAACCCAGUGAUCAACCAAAAGCACCACAGACAAAAAGCAAAGCAGAUGUACAAGAUGGAAAGGUUUCUGAAGCCCCCUCAACACCUAGGAAGACCAAGAGUGAGACCAAGAAAACAACUGCAAAGAAAGCAAAGGAGAUAAGGAAUAGGCUCUUUCUUCCACCAGGAAAAGCAACAGAAGAAAAUGGAAUGGGUCAGAUAUCAGGAUCAAACCAAUACCCUUCAGAAUAACUUCAAUGGCAAAGUGAUUGAGCUGAAAAUUGAAGCCAUGAGGAACUACCAAAAAGCCAAUGACCUAAAAUUAUCACUGUACUUACAGCCGAAUUUUGAGUCAAAGCAAGCAUUUUUUAACCUCCCUUGCUCCCAAGGUACUGUCACUAUGGGUACUCCAACUAUGGUCAGAGCAACCGCAAGCAGAAAUCAGCUUAAUGUAAAUUCUUUCAUCAAAGACCGAUAAGGAAGAAUAAAGGAACAAACCUAUGGGGAGGUAAAAAA
Messenger RNA from Erinaceus europaeus (western European hedgehog), 963 nucleotides. RefSeq names its product coiled-coil domain containing 196 (gene CCDC196). The record is from RefSeq and is a predicted model, not a curated record. Lineage: Eukaryota; Metazoa; Chordata; Mammalia; Eulipotyphla; Erinaceidae.